AUGGUAUUUUUUACAUGCAAUGCAUGUGGUGAAUCAGUGAAGAAGGUACAAGUGGAAAAGCACGUGGCUGUUUGCCGAAACUGCGAAUGUCUUUCCUGCAUCGACUGCGGCAAAGACUUCUGGGGUGAUGACUAUAAAAACCACGUGAAAUGCAUAAGUGAAGAUCAGAAGUAUGGUGGCAAAGGGUAUGAAGGUAAAACCCACAAAGGCGAUGUUAAACAGCAGGCAUGGAUUCAGAAAAUUCAUGAAUUAAUAAAAAGACCCAAUGUCAGCCCCAAAGUGAGGGAACUGUUAGAGCAAAUUAGUGGUUUUGACAACGUUCCCAGGAAAAGGGCAAAAUUUCAGAAUUGGAUGAAGAACAGUUUAAAAGUUCAUAAUGAAUCUAUCCUGGAGCAGGUGUGGAAUAUCUUUUCUGAAGCUUCCGGCAGUGAACCCGUCGGUAAGGGGCGAGAUCAGCAGCCGGCAGAGCCAGCGAGCAAGCCGUGUGCAGAGAGCAACACCGAGGUCCCACCCUCCAAAGCAAACAGCAGCACGGGGGAGCGUGCAGAGGCCAAGAAGGAUAAGAGGGAAAGGAAGGCAGACCGGCAGCAAAACAGGAAAAAAGAAAAGAAAGAACUAAGACUCGAAAACCACCAGGAGAAUGCAAAGAGUCAGAAGCCUAAAAAGUGCAAAGCGGCGCGGGAGGCUGAGCAGGAGGCGGCCAAUGGCUCCUCGGGGACGAAGAGCCAGAGGAAGAAGAGCAAGGCCAAGCGCGCCCAGGACGGGGCGGUGGAUGGAGGUGCCAAGGCGGGGGAGCAGGCAGACGCCGGUCCGGGCAAAAGAAAGCGCAAGCACUCGGGAGUUGAAUCAGAUUCUAAGAAGAAAAAGAUUAAGCUCCCAGAAAAUUCUGAGGAUGGAGAACCGGAAAACCAUGAGGCUCCUGCAAAAGGCAAAUUCAACUGGAAGGGAACUAUUAAAGCAGUUCUGAAACAGGCCCCAGACCAUGAAAUAACAAUCAAGAAGCUAAGGAAAAAGGUUUUAGCUCAGUAUUAUGCGGUGACAAAUGAAUAUCACAAAUCUGAAGAGGAACUCCUAGUCAUCUUCAACAAGAAAAUCAGCAAGAACCCCACCCUGAAGUUAUUAAAGGACAAGGUCAAGCUUUUAAAAUGA
Molecule: messenger RNA, 1149 nt
Organism: Rangifer tarandus platyrhynchus (Svalbard reindeer)
Lineage: Eukaryota; Metazoa; Chordata; Mammalia; Artiodactyla; Cervidae
Source: the annotation of a GenBank genome assembly